Messenger RNA from Linum trigynum, 2742 nucleotides. The record is from the annotation of a GenBank genome assembly. Lineage: Eukaryota; Viridiplantae; Streptophyta; Magnoliopsida; Malpighiales; Linaceae.
GAGUGUGUAUGGUUUGGGUGGGUUCGACCUUAUUUGGGUGGUUUAAUGAAUAAUUUUAUGGUCAAGAGUUAAUGAUUAUGUGGAAAAAAAAUUAGUUUUUUUAUUUUGACCGUUAGUCAAACUAACAGAAAUUUACACAGAUGCCCUAAUUAGUAAGUUUAAUGGUACCCGACGCCCUAUUCUUAUUUUAGUGGUAUACCUUCCCCAAUUCGAAAACUUUAGUGGCACGAGAGGUAUUUUACCCGGAAAACGAUGAGCAGAUUUUAUUUCCCCAACCUUUCUCUCUUGAGGAUGAUGUGGCGCGGAGGUGGCAAUUCUAGUUCUAGUCUAAUUGGCAACGACGUGGCGUCCAAAUGGCAGCCACCUCAGCAACGCGAAUUGGUAACUGACGGCGUCCCUAACGGCGUUAGAUUUUAUAACGGAAAUGGCUAUAAUUGUCAAGCAUUUUUAAAUUUUUGGCUAUUUCUGUAUAUUUUUCAAAAAAUUUGGCUAUAUUUGUCAUAAAGUGUAAAGUUUUGACUAUGAAAGUGUAUUUUGUCAUAAAUUUAUUAUUAAAUUUGUUUAUAUAUAUAUAUAUGUCUUUUAUGUUAUAGCGUAAGAAUGGUUAACCAAAAAUUAAGAAGAGUUAUUUCCACUAAUCCCCGAACCCUAUUCACCUAGACACAUCUGACUGUUCACCUAGACCCAUAACUACUAUUCAUUUUGUUCCCAUUGGUUGAUUGGCUGCGCUGGGCCCAGGGUUGCUGGCGAUGGAUGCCGCGUGGUUCGUUGGCCCUCUGUCGUAGUUGCGUGGUCAUCUGAUCCCCUCUCUCUUACUGCCUGUAUCUGCUUCGGGUGUCGCGUCGGCCUCAGGUCGUGGCUGAUGUCCACCACCGUCUCCCCUAUCGUCCUUCCUGUCUCUCUCGCGAUCCUUCUCUCUCACUAGUGGGUUGAGUGGCCAUCGAUUUUUUGGGUACGUGAUACAGAGGGGAUGCGAGACAGAGGUGAGUGGUCACUAACCCUUUUGAUUGACACAACUUUUUGGCUUGUAGAGAGAUGAGAGAGAGGGUCAGCGAAUAGGGAGGUCUUCUCAUCGUGGUUUCUUUCGUUUCCCAUCAUGAUUACUAUUAGACUAAAAAACGAUAGGAUAUAUAUCAAUAUUAUCACUCUUCCUCUUCUCUCUCAGUUCUCUCAACAUCCCUGCAUCAUCUCAUCUCUCCUCUCUCUCAUCUCAGCUCCGUGGUCUUUGCAUCUCUUUCUCUCAUCUCAUCUCUCUCCCCUAACCUGUUCUUGCUCCCAUCUCAUUUGAUGGAUUUCUUCACAAAAGCUCUGAUCAAAUUGUUUCUUUCUUCCCUUCUCACCUUCAAAUUCGUCCUGAGAACACCAGAAACAGAGAGGAAACAAAAAACAAAAAACGACCAAAGCAGUCUUGGAGACGACGAUUCUGGUGAUCAAGAGAGGCAAUUGAGGUGCCUUCAGCUAAUCAGGAGCUAUCUGGAGCUGUGGAGAUCAAAACUUUAAUUUCUACCCUCUUUUCAUUCUUCUCUCCUCCCGACUGCUUUCUCUCUUCUUUUCUCUCUGCGCUGGGUUUUCUUCUCUCUUCUUAGGGAAUGGCGGACUUGAAGCGAUCGGCGGGUUUGAGAGGUCCGGAGGAGAUCCACACCAGCUGGCAAUGCAUUUGAUUUCAGGUUAUUCAUCAUUCUCUCUGUUAAGUUUGCUUUACUCUUUUUGCAGUACCCUUCAUCAUCUUUUGUUCUCAUCAUGUUCUCUCUUCCCUCUCAACCUGCCAGAUCGAACAGCCACAUGAGAACUGCCGAACACCCAUCGACGACUAUGACUAUAGCAAGAGUCUCAAUGAAUCUCAGGUAUUUUAUCUCUUUAUUUCCUUCGGUUCAUAUAUGAGUUUUUUUAUGGAUUUGAUUUUAGGUUCUUUUUUACUUCCAUAUCUGCUGAUAGGUGCAACGAACCGCUCUCACUUGUAGAUUCGCUGCAAUUAGAGCCGAGGUAAUUGUGGGAUUAAACGGUGAUUUCUCAUCUCUAAUACAUGUUAUCGCUUUCUGCUUCUUGUAGAUUGAGUCUAGCGCGAGACUCCGACGAAGAUCCCUUCUUCUUUUAGUUUGAUUGAAGCUCUGUAUAACCCUAAUUUUGGUUUUGAUAAGAACAAGUGAAGAGAAUAGGGUAAACUGAAGAACAAAUCGAUACAAGGGGUAGAAUGAUUUCCCUUUCGUGUUAACCAAAACGACAACGAAAUCGGAACUGAAUCUUGAGAUGAAUUGGGCUUGGUUCAUUCUCAAUCUAUCCGUGUAACUUGGCCCAAUUAACUUGAUUUGUACGCUGAGUUUUAAGGACUCAGUUUCCUUCCUUUCUCCUUAAGCAAGUCGAUCAAACCUGUUCUGCACAAGAACCCAAACACGAACUAAACCAAGAACACUGAUAAGAACUGGAAAUAAACUGAAACAAGAUAAGAACACAAAUAAACACGGACACAGUAUUUUUACGUGGUAUCCGGUGUUAGGUGAUUAAUGAACCUAACACCAACUAAUCCACGGUCGAAGGAUCUCUGAUUUAAGCAUAGUUAGUAAAUACUCCGUUUAAUACACGUAUAUGUACCCAUAAGUACUUUAUCCGUUUAAAACUUCCGUAUCCGUAUUAUUUUCAAGUCGUUUCAUUUGUUUCCGUUCAUUUGACGGCUUCCGUACUAAACACAUAUAAAACCCGUAUAACACGUUUAAUAUCCGUAUUUAAUGAAUUAAAUUAUUAACA